AUGAAAGAUCGCGGAUAUCGUUGUGAAAAUGAUACAAAACCGAAUGUUAUGUUCUAUUUUGAUAAUGAAACAGAACAAUGUCUACCAUUUCUAUACGAAGGUUGCGGUGGCAGUGAAAAUCGCUUUUCAAAUAUUGAAACAUGUAGAUUAAAUUGCAUUCCACAAGAUUAUGGAUGGUGUGCAAUGAAAGGAAAAGCAUAUGAGGAUAAUGAGAGUAGCACGGUGAUCUGUUCCGGUCCACUAUCCGAUCCAUGUCCCGAGAAAUACGUAUGCAGACAUUUGGCAUUCUUCGGGAUUUGUUGCCCCGCAAAAACUGAAGGUAAUUAUUGA
Messenger RNA from Acanthocheilonema viteae, 330 nucleotides. The record is from the annotation of a GenBank genome assembly. NCBI's taxonomy places the organism in Eukaryota, Metazoa, Nematoda, Chromadorea, Rhabditida, Onchocercidae.